AGAAUAAACCUGUGGGAAGUUUUUCCCUUAAACAGGAAGGAUAGGAUGCAUUAGAGGCCUCUAUUCUGAGGGACACUGAUGUGGGGGAUGAGGAAGGACAUUGAGGGCACCUUCAGGUCUCUCUGCCUACUCUUCCUUGCCCCAACUCCAUUCCAGGUGUGAGUAUGGUUCCUCCUUUAUGUGUCCAUCACAGCAGUGGAGACCCUCCUUAGGCUGGGUUUACCCUGAUCCUGAGUAAACCACUGCUGCUGGACGCCCAGUGGCAACUUUCCCAGUCUCAGGUGCUCUAGAAUUAUGCUGUGAAUAAUACAGAAUAUUGGAGUGGCUCAACGCUUUCAUGUGCCACUAUUGCAAAUCUCUUGCUGUUGCCUCUUCCCUGCUUCUUUUUACCUGGUACAUCAGAUCCAUCAGGUCCGAGCUGUGUUGACUACCACUACUUUUCCCUUCGUCUCAAUUAUGUCUUGGAAAAAGGCUUUGCGGAUCCCCGGAGGCCUUCGGGCAGCAACUGUGACCUUGGUGCUGGCGAUGCUGAGCACCCCAGUAGCUGAGGGCAGAGACUCUCCCGGCCCAGCCAGACAGGGACAGGGCUUUCCUCCCUUUCCUGCCUGUAGGAAGGCGGAUUCCCGAAGACCCCCGAGAGGGCGGACAGGGCUGGGCAGAGCCCCCGGGAGGAUCCCAGAGGAUUUCGUGUACCAGUUUAAGGGCAUGUGCUACUUCACCAACGGGACGGAGCGCGUGCGUCUUGUGACGAGAUACAUCUAUAACCGAGAGGAGUACGUGCGCUUCGACAGCGACGUGGGGGUGUACCGGGCGGUGACGCCGCUGGGGCCGCCUGCCGCCGAGUACUGGAACAGCCAGAAGGAAGUCCUGGAGAGGACCCGGGCGGAGUUGGACACGGUGUGCAGACACAACUACCAGUUGGAGCUCCGCACGACCUUGCAGCGGCGAGUGGAGCCCACAGUGACCAUCUCCCCAUCCAGGACAGAGGCCCUCAACCACCACAACCUGCUGGUCUGCUCAGUGACAGAUUUCUAUCCAGGCCAGAUCAAAGUCCGAUGGUUUCGGAAUGACCAGGAGGAGACAACCGGCGUUGUGUCCACCCCCCUUAUUAGGAACGGUGACUGGACCUUCCAGAUCCUGGUGAUGCUGGAAAUGACUCCCCAGCAUGGAGAUGUCUACACCUGCCACGUGGAGCACCCCAGCCUCCAGAACCCCAUCACCGUGGAGUGGCGGGCUCAGUCUGAAUCUGCCCAGAGCAAGAUGCUGAGUGGCGUUGGAGGCUUCGUGCUGGGGCUGAUCUUCCUCGGGCUGGGCCUUAUUAUCCAUCACAGGAGUCAGAAAGGGCUCCUGCACUGACUCCUGAGACUAUUUUAACUGGGAUUGGUUAUCACUGUUCUGUAAUGCCUGCUUGUCCCUGCCCAGAAUUCCCAACUGCCUGUGUCAGCUUGUCCCCCUGAGAUCAGAGUCCUACAGUGGCUGUCACACAGCCACCAGGUCAUCUCCUUUCAUCCCCACCCCAAGGCGCUGGCUGUGACUGCUUCCUGCACUGACCCAGAGCCUCUGCCUGUGCACGGCCAGCUGCGUCUACUCAGGUCCCAAGGGAUGUCUGUUUCUAUUCUCUCCUCAGACUGCUCAAGAGAAGCACAUGAAAACCAUUACCUGACUUUAGAGCUUUUUUACAUAAUUAAACAUGAUCCUGAGUUAUCCAUA
Pan troglodytes (chimpanzee) is the source of this 1710-nucleotide messenger RNA. Its product is annotated as HLA class II histocompatibility antigen, DQ beta 1 chain. Gene Ontology annotation, cellular component: MHC class II protein complex; membrane. Gene Ontology annotation, biological process: immune response; antigen processing and presentation. NCBI's taxonomy places the organism in Eukaryota, Metazoa, Chordata, Mammalia, Primates, Hominidae. The record is from RefSeq and is a predicted model, not a curated record. Bases 457 to 1356 code for a protein of 299 amino acids. The transcript has 7 exons.